AUGGGACGUACUGAUCUAAUUACACCUGAUUUGAAAGAAGCAUGUAAAGGUAAACUCACUUCAGGUAAAGGUAGAGAUAAACUCACCUCAGGUAAAGGUAAAGAUAAGCUCACUUCAGGUAAAGGUAAACUCACUUCAGGUAAAGGUAAAGUCACUUCAGGUAAAGAUAAAGAUAAACUCACUUCAGGUAAAGGUAAAGAUAAACUCACUUCAGGUAAAGGUAAAGAUAAGCUCACUUCAGGUAAAGGUAAAGAUAAGCUCACUUCAGGUAAAGGUAAACUCACUUCAGGUAAAGGUAAAGUCACUUCAGGUAAAGAUAUGUUAAAACUCAAAUCAUUUAAAAGAUAACAGCAUAGGAGAUGACAACCAAGUUAAACAGACUUACUUACUGCUGAAUAUCAGAACGAUCCAAUUCUAUAUGACA
Molecule: messenger RNA, 424 nt
Organism: Diabrotica virgifera virgifera (western corn rootworm)
Lineage: Eukaryota; Metazoa; Arthropoda; Insecta; Coleoptera; Chrysomelidae
Product: leukotoxin-like
Exons: 4
Coding region: 1-348 (115 amino acids)
Molecular function (GO): calcium ion binding
Source: RefSeq, a predicted model, not a curated record